GUCAAGAAUCCAAACUUAGUAGCACUUCUAAGACGUAAAGUAAGGCUUGCUCAACCCUAUGCUGGAGUAUUUCUUAAGAAAGAUGACAAUAAUGAGUCUGAUUCUAUUGGAAGCCUGGAUGAAAUCUACCACACAGGAACCUUUGUUCAGAUCCAUGAAAUGCAGGACAUGGAUGACAAGCUACGUAUGAUUGUCAUGGGGCACAGAAGGAUCCGUAUUAAUAAGCAACUAGAUAUCGAAGCUGAAGAACCUAAAACUGAGGAGAAAAAAAGGAAGAGGAACUCAGCAGGGCCACAUGUCAACAGGAAGGGAAAAAGUGAGCAACUUGUGCUUGACCCAAAAGUGACACCUGAAGUCCUCAUGGCGGAAGUGGAUAAUAUAGCUCAUGAAGAAUUCCAAGUCAAUGAGGAGGUCAAAGCUCUCACUGCUGAAAUUGUGAAGACCAUCCGGGACAUCAUAGCUCUAAAUCCACUGUACCGGGAGUCUGUAAUGCAAAUGAUGCAGGCUGGACAAAGAGUGGUAGACAAUCCAAUUUAUUUAAGUGACAUGGGUGCGGCGCUGACUGGAGCUGAUUCCCAGGAGCUCCAGGAUGUCUUAGAAGAAACUAAUAUUCCAAAGCGUCUUUACAAAUCUUUGUCACUAUUGAAGAAAGAAUAUGAACUCAGCAAGUUGCAACAGCGUUUGGGUCGAGAGGUAGAAGAAAAGAUCAAACAAACACAUAGAAAGUACUUGCUGCAAGAGCAGCUAAAGAUCAUAAAAAAAGAGCUUGGCCUGGAGAAAGAAGAUAAGGAUGCAAUUGAAGAAAAGUUUCGGGAGCGUUUGAAUGGCCUUACAGUCCCUAAGCAUGUUAUGGAAGUCAUUGAUGAAGAGCUUGGCAAACUGGGGUUACUUGACAACCAUUCCUCUGAAUUCAAUGUAACAAGAAAUUACUUGGAUUGGUUAACGUCAAUCCCCUGGGGAAAGUACAGCCCAGAGAAUUUGGAUUUGCGGAGGGCUGAAGAGGUUUUGGAAGAAGAUCACUAUGGGAUGGACGAUGUCAAGAAGAGAAUCCUUGAAUUUAUUGCUGUAAGUCAGCUUCGGGGAGGUACACAGGGGAAGAUCCUCUGCUUUUUUGGUCCACCAGGAGUAGGAAAAACAAGUAUUGCCCGCUCCAUAGCUCGUGCACUGAACAGGGAGUAUUUUAGGUUCAGUGUUGGUGGCCUGACAGACGUGGCUGAAAUUAAGGGCCACAGGAGAACAUAUGUUGGGGCCAUGCCAGGAAAAAUUAUCCAGUGUCUAAAAAAGACCAAAACUGAGAAUCCUCUAGUUCUCAUUGAUGAGGUCGAUAAACUUGGACGUGGAUAUCAAGGUGAUCCAUCUUCUGCUCUUUUGGAACUCCUAGACCCUGAACAGAAUUCAAACUUCCUUGAUCAUUAUUUGGAUGUACCUGUAGAUUUAUCUAAGGUUCUCUUCAUCUGUACAGCCAAUGUCACAGAAACCAUUCCAGAACCUCUCCGGGAUCGCAUGGAGAUGAUCAAUGUCUCUGGUUAUGUGGCCCAGGAGAAGUUGGCUAUAGCUGAGAGAUACCUUGUACCACAGGCUCUGACUAUGUGUGGUUUGGCUAAACAGAAGGCUUAUAUCACCCCUGAGGCACUCACCGUUCUAAUUAAACAGUAUUGUCGCGAGAGUGGUGUGCGAAACUUACAGAAGCAAGUGGAAAAGGUUCUGCGUAAGUCUGCAUACAAGAUUGUUAAUGGAGAAGCAGAGUAUGUGGAAGUCAAUCCAUCUAACCUUCAAGACUUUGUGGGGAAACCAAUCUUUACUGUGGACAGAAUGUAUGAUGUCACUCCAGCUGGGGUGGUAAUGGGCCUAGCUUGGACUGCCAUGGGUGGUUCCACCCUUUUUAUUGAGACAUCCAUUCGCCGUCCUCUUGACACUGGAGAUAAAGAUGGUUCCUUAGAAGUAACAGGCCAGCUCGGAGAUGUUAUGAAAGAGAGCGCUAAAAUUGCUUACACAUUUGCACGUGCUUUCCAAAUGAAGAAACACCCUGAAAACAGAUUCCUAGUGACAUCACACAUUCAUUUGCAUGUGCCAGAGGGUGCCACACCAAAGGAUGGUCCUAGUGCAGGCUGUACAAUUGUCACUGCACUGCUUUCCCUUUCUCUGGGACGUCCAGUUCGACAAAAUGUGGCAAUGACUGGAGAGGUGUCACUGACAGGAAAAAUCCUGCCCGUAGGAGGCAUCAAAGAAAAAACUAUAGCUGCUAAACGAGCAGGUGUUACAUGUAUCAUCCUUCCUUCAGAAAACAAGAAAGAUUAUUAUGACCUGGCAAAGUUCAUCACUGAGGGACUAGAAGUGCAUUUUGUCGAACACUAUGAUGAAAUUUAUAAUAUUGUGUUUUCUGAACAAUAAGUCCUGCCAGCUCCAGUAGUUUUACAUUUCAAUGUCAGACACUGGAAGAGAUUUACUUAGGCUGGUGUCAGACAAGAUUUUUGUGGAAAAAACUUUUUUAUGGCAGUUUUUCUUUUUUUAUCAAAGCCAAAUUGGUUUCAGAAGUGUGAAAUAUAGGAGAGUGACUUCUACUUCUCAGAUACCUGCUUGUUCCACUUCUUAGUUUGGCUCCGAAAACUGCAUCAAAAUCUGCAGUUGCUUUUUUCCACGAAAACUGUGUAUGAAACUAUUCUUAUAUUGCUGCUAUGCAGCCCUCAUCAUUUAUGGCUAAAUUUGCUAUUUAAUUUAGUAAAUAAUGACAUUUAUUUAGUGAUGUACUAAUUAAAAUGCUUUUAUUGUG
Molecule: messenger RNA, 2770 nt
Organism: Hyla sarda
Lineage: Eukaryota; Metazoa; Chordata; Amphibia; Anura; Hylidae
Gene: LONP1
Product: lon peptidase 1, mitochondrial
Exons: 17
Coding region: 160-2391 (743 amino acids)
Biological process (GO): chaperone-mediated protein complex assembly; proteolysis; protein catabolic process
Cellular component (GO): mitochondrial matrix
Molecular function (GO): serine-type endopeptidase activity; ATP binding; ATP-dependent peptidase activity
Source: RefSeq, a predicted model, not a curated record